GCCUCUUCACUAGUCAGUCUCUCCCUCCCCAACCCCUCCUCCCGAUCCCCUCUUGGAUCUCGCCGCGCGCUCGAAGGCAAGCGCGGCCGCGAUGCCUGCGGCGGCCGUCCCCGGCGGCGGCGGCGCGGCCGACGCCGAGGAGUUGUUCCGCACCAAGCGCAUCCCCGAGAUCCGCGCAGCGGAGGGCGCCACCCGCCGCGAGAUCUCCGCCAAGGAGGAGGAGCUCCGGCAGCUCGUCGGCCGCAGCUACCGCGACCUGCUCGACUCCGCGGACUCCAUCCUCCUCAUCAAGCAGUCCUCCGACUCCAUCUCCGACAACCUCUCCCGCAUCUCCGGCUCCCUCUCGUCGCUCUCGCCGCCGCCGGAGACGUCCCCCGCCGCAAGCGCCGCCUCGCCGUCCCCGUCCGCUGGAGGGCGCGCGAGGCUCUACGCGCUUGCCGCGCGCGCCAAGUACCUGGUCGACACGCCCGAGCACAUCUGGGGCCGGCUCGACGAGGGCCUCCUCCUGGAGGCGGCGGGCCGGUACCUGCGGGCUCAGGUCGUGCAUGGGCGGCUCUCCCGCGACGCCGCGGCCGCCGCGCGGUUCCCGCUCCUCACGCACCAGGCGCAGCUCGUGGAGGCGUUCCGGCCGCAGAUCGCCCAACGCGCGCGCGAGCGCCUCGCCGACCGCCGCCUUCCCGUAGCCGCCCACGCGGACGCGCUCGCGGCCGUGGCUGCGAUCGACGCCCCGUUGCUCGCCCCGCCCCAGGCGCUCCUGCUCUUCCUUAACUCGCGCCGCGCUUGGAUCACCCAUGCCCUAACCGGGCUCGCCUCGGAUCUGUCAUCCUACACCUCCGUGCUGUGCGAUGUAGCGAGGAUCGUGCGUAUCACGCUUGGCCACGUUGGCCAGUUGUUUUUGCCUGCACUCAGUGAUAUGCCGCUGUUCUUCAAGACGGUGCUUGAGAAGACACCGCCUGAGCAGCUGUUUGGCGGCCUCCCAGACCCUGACGAGGAAUCACAAUUUUGGAAGGAGCACAUGAACCAGCUUGAGGCUACAAUGGUGCUGCUUGAACCAGAUGUCAUAGCAUGUGCCUGUACAGAUUGGCUCAAGGAAUGUUGUGCUGAAAUUUUUGGUGUAAUUGCUGCGGGGCAAAAGUUGGUUGAUGCUAUUGGGAGUGGGGAGCUACUUGGAUCAGUGCAAAGGCUUGUACGUGAUGCGCUAGAUGGGAGGGAUGGAUUGGAGGGGAGUUUGGAACAGUGGCUUAAGAGCGUCUUUGGGUCGGAGAUUGAAUCGCCAUGGGAUCAGAUCCGUGGGUUGAUUUUGAAGGGCGGCAAGGAUAUUUUUGAGGACUGGAUGGAGGAAGCAUUUGUGCGGCGGAUGAAGGACAUUUUGCAUUCAGACCUUGAUAGUUUGUGUGCUAGUGUUAAUGUGAAGGAAUCGAUUGAUGCUAUUGGUGCCAACGCUGAUCCAAAGGAUGCUGGAGAUUUCCUUUCAUACCUGCGAAAAUCUUCAAAUGGUGGUGGUUUCUGGUUCUCAGAGUCCAAGAUCAAGAAAGGAGGAGUUUUGGCACACUUGAAACCAAUUGCUGAUGAGAAUGAUUUCCACAGCUGCUUAACCUCAUAUUUUGGACCAGAAGUUAGUCGGAUCAGGAAUGCAAUUGACAGCAAAUGCAAGAGUAUUCUGGAUGAUCUGUUAUGCUUUGUGGAGUCACAUAAUUCAGCCCCAAGACUAAAGGAAUUAGUGCCAUACCUCCAAGAGAAAUGCUACAGGACCAUCUCCGGAGUGCUGAAAGAAUUAGAAACUGAGCUCAGAAAACUCUCGGCUUUGUUGGGGACCAAAAAGGAGGAUAAUGACAUACCUGCAGCAUCUAUUAUAGCGGAGAGGGCUCUAUUCAUUGGUCGUCUCUUGUUUGCAUUGAGAUACCACUCAAGUCAUGUACCUCUAAUACUAGGUUCCCCAAGGGAGUGGGUGAAGGAGGCUGGUGGUGCAGCAUUUGCCAGGUUAUCAUCACCUACACCAAGACAUUCAAGGGCAUCUUUUGAUUCUUCAUCUUUUACCCCCAGAAGGCGCACAUUUGAUAGUCCCAGGAGCCCUGGAAUGCAAUUCUCGGAUAGCCCCAGGAGACAAACUAUUGCUGCUGCCAUAUCUUUGUUUGGAGCUGAGGAUAGAUCCAACCCAAGACUCGAUGAACUCAACAAGACCCUGCAGUCACUUUGCAUCAUGGCUCAUAGUGUAUGGAUAGCAUGGGUGUCCACUGAAUUAUCUCAUAUUCUUUCAUAUGAUCUCAAUAAAGAUGACUCACUAUCCUCUUCAACUCCCUUGAGGGGUUGGGAGGUCACAGUCAUCAAACAAGAGGAAACAACUGAGGGUCCCUUGGAGAUGAAAAUAGCUCUUCCAUCAAUGCCUUCAUUUUACAUCAUAUCAUUUCUUUAUCAAGCAUGUUUGGAGAUUCAUAAAGUUGGAGGGCACAUCCUGGACCGAAUUAUUUUGCAUAAUUUUGCAUGGGAGCUACUGCAGAAGGUCAUCAAUAUUUAUGAAAAUUUCCUUGUGUCUAUUGAAUCUGGGAAUUCUCAGGUUUCAGAGAAAGGAGUUCUGCAAAUACUGCUAGACCUCCGUUUCGUCGGUGAUGUCCUAUCUGGAGGCAAAAAUUCUUCCACCAUCACUACUGAAACACAGACAAAACAGGAUUCUUUACCAAGCACCAUCUCCAAGUCUUCCUUCAGGAGAAAACAGUCACAAUCACAGGCAGAUUCAGCUGCCAUAGAGCCUAUAAACAAGUUAAUUAAUAAGCUCUCACAGAGACUGGAUCCGAUAGACUGGGCCACGUAUGAACCUUACCUGUGGGAGAACGAGAAGCAAUCUUACAAGCGCUAUGUUGUUCUUUUUGGUUUUUUGGUCCAAUUGAAUCACAUGUACACUGGUACUGUACAAAAAUUACCAACAAAGUCAAAUACAGAUUCGAAUAUCAUGAGGUGCUCUCAGGUUCCAAGAUUCAAGUACCUACCGAUCAGUGCCCCAGCUAUAUCAUCAAGACCACACAAAACAUCACUACAGUCACCCUCUGGUGACAACGCAUCUAAAGGUCCUUGGAAAUCAUAUUCAAAUGGUGAUAGAUCUACUGCACCAGAAUUUGACGAUAAUGCAAGUCUUGUUGGUGCUGCUCCAUUGUUUAAGUCAUUUGUUACCCAGGUCGGGAGCAAAUUUGGGGAGAACACAUCGAGAUGGGGGUCCAUGCUUUCUGAUGGUCAGGUCGGUAAGCUAAGUGACAUUCUUCCUGGACCAGCAGCUGGGUUUUUCUCUUCUUUCACAUCUGGAGUUCGAUAUGAUUCAUAGUCAUGGUACCAUGAGCCUUGAUCUUCAGCCUAUACUUCGUAUACGUUAAAUGGAAAUCCACAUAUGUCAUCGAGAGAUCGUCACAACUGUUGGCAGGUUGCUUCUGCCAUUGGAAAUCUGUUGGUUACAGAAUGAUGCCACAUAGUUGGCUCGGCAUUGCUUGGUUUAUCCUUGCCGUGCCUCUUCAGAUUCCUUGUUGUGAUUGGGCAGUUUCAUGGAGAAGCUCGCGUAAACAUGACGGCAGAAGACAAGAUGUAUUCAGUCUGGUGACUGGACACAGGUUUAGAGGGUGGUUAAGGAAAUCGAAUGAGAUUCCAGUGUGUUUCCUGCUUGCGACUUGACACAGUACAUAGGGCAAAGCAAGUGCUGCUAUCGGUUGACAUUUUUUCCGGACGCAGACCAUGUUGUGGAUACUCGACACAUGCAGUCGUGAAAAGAAUUUUUGGGGCCCAUUCUUUCUUUCUUUUCCUUUUCUUUGUCUCGAUGACAAGUCUGAGGAAUUUUUCGGAACGGUGCUGAAACUGCAAGGUUUGUGGUUUUUCCAUGUAGGCAAAGUUGCUGAUGUGUACAAUGGAAAGUAUAGCAAUAAAGUCUGUAUUGUCCCCUUGGAACCUGCGCUCA
Setaria italica (foxtail millet) is the source of this 3934-nucleotide messenger RNA. Its product is annotated as conserved oligomeric Golgi complex subunit 1. The transcript is spliced from 6 exons. Lineage: Eukaryota; Viridiplantae; Streptophyta; Magnoliopsida; Poales; Poaceae. The record is from RefSeq and is a predicted model, not a curated record. Bases 92 to 3313 code for a protein of 1073 amino acids. Gene Ontology annotation, biological process: intra-Golgi vesicle-mediated transport. Gene Ontology annotation, cellular component: Golgi apparatus; COG complex.